Macaca mulatta (Rhesus monkey) is the source of this 3439-nucleotide messenger RNA. The record is from RefSeq and is a predicted model, not a curated record. Lineage: Eukaryota; Metazoa; Chordata; Mammalia; Primates; Cercopithecidae.
GGCUACCUACUCUGUUUUGCUGUCUUUCUAAGGGCCUAGCCUCCCCUCCAAUAUCUCUUUGUAGGAGUCGAUGGCUCCCCGUCCAGCCCUCGAAAAACACCACCUCUUAAUUGCUGCCUGGUCAACAACUAUUUUGUGCACUCGUUCCUCAUUAUCCCCUCAUGUCCCACUCCGCUCCUAGGCCGAGAUGUCUUAAGUCAACUGAAGGCCUGUAUCUCACUUCCCAUCAGCCUUCCCCAUCCAGCCUGUCAUCUACUUUUAGUUCUAACUACCCCAAACGACUCCAACCAUUCUACUAACCAUUCCCCCGCAUUCCCUAUUCCAGUAGACCCUCAAGUGUGGGAUACUUCUUUUCCCAUAGUAGCAAGUCACCACCCACUAGUCCUUAUAAAACUUAAAGAUCCCUCUCAGUUUCCGGCUUGCCCACAAUUCUCCCUUUCUCCACAACACCUACGAGGACUCAAAUCUAUCAUUAAUAGGCUGCUCAGUCAACACAUCCUCAUCCCCACUCUCUCCUUGUAAUACCCCAAUCCUACCAGUAAGAAAGUCAGAUGGAACUUUCCGGUUAGUCCAAGACCGCUUCAUAAAUGAGGCUGUCCGCCCCACUCACCCAGUAGUUCCAAAUCCUUACACCCUCCUCUCAUAUAUCCCAUCUGACACGACCUAUUUUACUGUUCUUGAUUUAAAAGAUGCAUUUUUCACCAUCCCCUUACACCCUAACUGCCAGUUUCUUUUUGCUUUCACCUGGGAAGACCCGGAUACCCAUGUCUCCACCCAACUGACAUGGACAGUGCUUCCCCAAGGGUUCUGAGAUAGCCCCCAUUUCUUUGGGCAGGCCCUUGCAGCAGAUCUAGCCUCCUGCCCCCUCACCAGCAGCAAAGUCCUCCAGUAUGUAGAUGAUCUCCUCCUCUGUAGUCCUACUAAACAAGACUCUUUGUUAGACUCAGCCAUCCUCCUUAACCACUUAGGAUCCAAAGGUUACUGAGUAUCAAAACACAAAGCUCAAGUCUCCCAACAAUGUGUUAUAUAUCUAGGUAUUGAAAUCACACCCACAACCUGCUCAUUAACCACCGAGCAGUUAAAGCUCAUCCAAAACCUGUCGCCACCCCAGAAUGCCAAAGAGAUUCAAUCUUUCUUAGGGCUAGUCGGGUUCUUUAGACACUGGAUCCCCAAUUUCUCAAUGUUAGCCAAACCCCUAUAUGCUGCCAUCAAAGAGACCCCCGAAGGACCCCUGUCAAACCCAAAACUUGUUUGCCGGUACUUUACACAUCUCAAGCGCUGCCUCCUUACACAACCAACACUUUCACUACCAGAUUUCAAACGACCUUUUCACCUAUACAUUGAUGAAAAACAAAAGGUAGCCGUAGGAGUCUUAGUCCAACCUGUAGGUCCUACUCACCACCCUAUAGCUUAUCUAUCCAAACAACUAGAUCCUACUGUACAAGGGUGGCAGCCUUGCCUUCGGGCUCUGGCUGGAGCUGCCUGUUUAACUCAAGAAGCAAAAAAACUCAUUAGAGGCUGUAAUCUAACAGUCUUCUCUACCCACCGCCUUCAAGACCUUAUUGCCCACAAAAGUAUUAGCCACCUAACCCCGUCCAGGCUCCAACUUUUCCACCUCUUGUUCAUAGAAGACUCUAACAUUGCCCUAGGAGUCUGCUCCUCUCUAAAUCCAGCAACCUUACUCCCCAACCCUCUCAAACAACCCCAUACUGAACACUCCUGUCCAGAACUUUUAGAGGCCCAACCAGCUAGUCACUUACAUUUACAUGACCAACCCUUGGAGAGCCCACAGUUAACCCUAUUUGUGGAUGGCAGUUCUUUUAUAAAUUCUCAAGGAAACAGACAGGCAGGAUACAUGGUAGUUACAUCAUCCACUGUCCUAGAAGCUAAGCCUUUACCACAAGGAACAACAUCACAGCAGGCGGAGCUUAUCGCACUAACUAGGGCUCUCCUCCUAUCUAGAGGAAAAACAGUAAACUUAUACACAGAUUCUAAGUAUGCCUUCUUAAUUGCACACAUCCAUUCUGUCAUCUGGAAAGAAAGAGGGUUCCUAACCUCCUAUGGUACCCCCAUAAUCAACAAAAAGCAAAUACUUAAACUGCUAGACACUUUAUCAGCACCUUCCAAAGCAGCCAUCAUACACUGUAAAGGUCAUCAGACUCCAUCUAACCCGGUGGCAGCUGGCAACAAUUUUGCUGACACCACUGCCAAAUCGGCUGCCAGAUUCUCCACCCCUACACUUCCUUCUGUUUGUUUUCUUUCUCCCAAUAUACCCCUAAUUACACCCAGGAAGAGAAAACCAACUAUUACAAGAUUCAACAGCCAGAGUAGCCACAGACAAUUGGAUUUACAUUAAUAAUAAAUUAGUUAUCCCUAAGACACAACUUUACACUGUCUUAAAGGACAUACAUAACUCCUUACACAUAGGACCUAAGGCUCUACAUAACCUCUUAAGCCCCCUCGUCCACUGCCCCGCACUCAUGAAGUACCUAACCGAAAUCAGUCAACAGUGUUCUACCUGCCUUAAAUCAAAUCCUCAAGGCGCACUACGCAACCCCCACCUGAGUCACCAACUCAGAGGACACCAGCCAGGCGAAGAUUGGCAAAUCAAUUAUACACAUGUGCCAAAACAUAAAAAAUUCAGAUAUCUCCUAACCCUUAUUGACACCUUUUCCGGAUGGAUAGAGGCUUAUCCAACUACAGGAGAAACUGCUAAUAUAGUUGCUUCCAUACUCACUGAAUAUAUCAUCCCCAGGUUUGGUCUCCCACUCACACUCCAGUCUGACAACGGCCCAGCCUUCAUCUCCAAAGUUGUCCAGCAAGUGGCAGCUCUCCUACACAUAACCUGGAAGCUUCACAUCCCUUAUAGACCCUAAUCCUCAGGUCCAAGAGAUCACCCGAGUCACCUUCAACCAAAUGCUCCUGCAUCCCUACACCCAACUGCCAACCUGGGACCCUAACUAUGCCCCCUAACAGCAGGAAGCAGCCAGACAGAUAAUGACGCCCCUAAUUCUUAUAAUUAAUAAGAGGUUGGACUGUUCGAGUGAGGGAGAAAGGACAAGAUGGAAGAAGGUAAAGAAGGUAAACAAGAUGGUACAGUUCCGGGUUCUUCAUCAGCGACUUUCCCGCACCCGGGAAAAACACUGAUUGUCUGUGCCUGCGCAUUGUGACGUCAAAACAAAGAAAUCGAAACUUACCCAGCCACGCCUAUGAAGAUGCCCCUACCCCCGCCCCUGUCCUGCCCACCUCAAGCCCCAUCCAUAAAAGGCCGCUCCCGGAAGACAUCGCCGUGAACUCCCUCCGCCCCUCUUCAUAUGCGGACCUAGGAACCUCGCCCGAGAAUGCUGGAGCGACUUCCUCGGCCUCCACCGCAGGAGACCAGUGAACCUUGCCCUUUCCUCCUUCACAUUGGCUAGCUAAUAAGGUUUUUUUUACCUUG